Messenger RNA from Anarrhichthys ocellatus (wolf-eel), 3372 nucleotides. RefSeq names its product tetraspanin 7 (gene tspan7). The transcript is spliced from 8 exons. Gene Ontology annotation, cellular component: plasma membrane. The record is from RefSeq and is a predicted model, not a curated record. NCBI's taxonomy places the organism in Eukaryota, Metazoa, Chordata, Actinopteri, Perciformes, Anarhichadidae. Bases 122 to 856 code for a protein of 244 amino acids.
GCGUGUCUCCGGUGACGCUGUGUGGCUGCAUCAGCUCACGGUUGCACCGCGACACUUCGCAGAGACGUGUUUUUUCUCCCACUCCCUCAGAAGCACAGUGGGGUCUAGCGCACGCUCCACAAUGGAGACUAAACCGGUCAUCACCUGCCUUAAAACGCUGCUCAUCGUUUACUCCUUCGUCUUUUGGAUAACAGGAGCCAUCCUGCUGGCAGUGGGAGUAUGGGGGAAGUUGAUGCUGGGCCCGUACAUCUCUCUGAUCGCCGACAACUCCACCAACGCCCCGUACGUCCUCAUCGGCACCGGCACCGUCAUCAUCGUUUUUGGCCUGUUCGGAUGCUUCGCCACCUGCAGAGGAAGCCCAUGGAUGCUGAAGCUGUAUGCCAUGUUCCUGUCGCUCGUCUUCCUCGCCGAGCUGGUGGCCGGGAUCUCUGGAUUUGUGUUUCGCCAUGAGAUAAAGGGGACCUUUCACAGGACGUACACCGACGCAGUGCUGAACUACAACGCCGAGGACGAGGCGAGCCGCGCCGUGGAUAACCUGCAGCACCGGCUGCGUUGCUGCGGAGUGUAUAACUACACCAGUUGGUUUGGCAGUGUGUAUUACCCGUCCAACGGCAUUCCCGCCAGCUGCUGCUUUAAGUCCUCCGACUGCAACCCGGACGACCUCCGCAAUGCAACUCUAGCCGCGAGCAAAGUCUACCACCAGGGCUGCUACGAGCUGGUCACUUCAUUCAUGGAGACCAACAUGGCCAUUAUUGCGGGAGUGACGUUUGGGAUCGCCUUCUCACAGCUGAUUGGCAUGUUGCUGGCCUGCUGUCUGUCCAGGAUCAUCACAGCCAAUCAGUAUGAGAUGGUUUAGCUGAUGUGAGGUGGCAGGGAGAUGAAGAGAAGAAGAGACAAAGAGCCUUGACACAUGACGACAGUAAAUUCCCGAAAACACUAUCACGCGUCUGACUUUGAAUUUACCUCCCUCCGUCUCUCUGCCUGUGAAUCUUAAUGUAAUAUCUUAAUGUAUCUUACUGUAAAGCACCAUUCCUCGACUCACCGCUGUUGCAUCAAAGCGUUCUAUACCACAUAUCCCACCGUUGCUUGAUGUAGAGGGUUGCUCAUUAGCACAUAUCUCAGAUCAGUGCGGCCUACAACGAGCAGGUAGACCGGGGUUGUCUGGGUUGACGGCGGCGCUGGUCUCAGAUAAGUGGAAUUGGGUGGAACUCGGCUUCUCGGUCGGCUGCAGCAUGCUCCGCCGAGCGUCAUCAGAAGACCACCGCACAUGUUUGUACAGAACGACAUUACCGAGGCUUGAAAGUAACACUUAAAUAGAUAGGUUUAGUUUUGCAUUUGACUUUGCUAUUGUUCGCCAUUGUAUAUUCCUAUGGUCGUGACAUUUUGUGAACUCAUCGUGUGCACUGAGGAGGAUAUUUUAAGUUUAUAUGAAAUUUAAGGGAGCCGACUUGCGUAUUUUUACCUGUAGAUGAGGCAUGAUGUUUUUUGACCUGAUUAUCCAACCCAAAAGCAGAUUAUGAUGUAAAUUGUGUGUUAAGAUUGUAAUUCAGUAUCAAAUACAGCUUUAGCCGGGGAUAAAUACACAAGAACACAGAUUCCAAAUGGGACGAUUACCUGUCCCGCUCUACUGCCCACAGUUACUUAAAAUAAUGCUCUUUGCUCCUACUUACACUUAUGAUACUUAAUGUAACUCAAUCAUAUUUUUUAUGGGGGGGUUUUUGAGGGGAAAGAAAACUAACCAAAUAAAUAACGCCAGUUGUGGCAUAAAUCAACUGAAGGCCGAGUCACACCAGAAAUUGAUGUUUCAGUAUCUCUGCAGUAAACGGGACGAUAAGUUCAAGCAGCUCAUCCAAAAAGACGGAGUUGCACCAUCGACUCCUGUCUCAUAACUGUCAAAAGUCCAUUUUGUGGAGCAUCUUGUACGCCCACAGAGGAGGGUAAAUAAAAACGGAUGACACUACACAGCUUAUGUGCUGCAAUAACUCCCUCAGUGUUGCCACUCUGUUGUUCCCCUAAAGGCCAGUUCUGCUAAUCCAUCCGUCAAGAUGACUUGUUAUAGGUCAACGGCGCAAAUUGGCUUUUCAUUGAAAUUAAUUGAUUUUGCCACAAAAAUCCAGUAUUAAACGCUGGUGGGACCCGGCCGUGUCGGGCUCUAAGUCAAGCCUUACACUCUGUUAUUUUAGAGAUUUGUGUGCUUCAAGCAAUGCAGAGAAUCAUACAGAUGACAAUGCUUCUCUAAAGGCACUCAUAGCGUUACACCCGGCUGUCAGAUGAAAUGUGACAGAGUCUUCAGUGUGAAUAAUAAAGGAGAGAGAUUGAGAGGGAAGGUUAAGUCCUGCCAACGUUCACACCUCCGCACAGCUGGCCGAUCUGUGCGUACAAUGUGCUGCUCAACGAUCCAACAAGCACUUCAUUUGGCGCACACUGACACCUUCGUAAUAUUUCAGUACUUGUCUUGUGGUUCAUCUAAAAGUAACUGACUAAAUUCCAAAAUGUCAAGAAUUAGCUUUAAAGAGCAACUUAAAUUUAGAAUCUUGUUGAUUUUUUGCCGACAAGGAUUCUGGGUUUUUAAAGGUUUCAAUAUGUUAGAGAUACGCAGGACUCCAGCAGUGUUCAUCUAGAAUUUACAGUAUCCUAUGCAGUGCAUCAACACGCCAUCAUCAUCAUCACCUGUAGAUAUUUAUGGGAAAUGUAAUUUAUAUGACGUAAUGUUUCUCAUCCUAAUAAGCUAAUCAGUAUAAAUGUUGUGUCACAGUUUUGAUUCCGCACACCGUGCCGUUAGUCUGUAUUUGGUUGAUUAGUUUGUAGGAAAAACUCGUACUGGAAAAAUAAUUGUGGCCAAUGUUUUUGUUGAGAGUGACGUGCAACCUGUAGGUGUUUCAAUUUUAGCUGUGUAUUUAUUAUGGUUUGGUUGGCAUUAAGUUUACACCAAGUGAUUUUCUAUCGCUCUUUCAGUAUGUGUGCGUGUGAGUGAUUUUUCUGUCUUUUAUUUGACUGUCUCCUGAACCUCGAGUAUGUCUUUUCCUUGUGUGUGUGUGUGUGUGUGUGUGUGUGCGUGUGUGUGUGUGGGGGGGGGGUGAGAGAGAGAGAGAGAGAGUCUAGAUUUCGUGGAUCCCGCUGUCUUCAUUUUUGGUCAGUAUUUGGUCGUAGCUUUUCAAAGCUUGUCACUUAAACUGUGAAUUUAUUUAAGUGACUGUAUGUUUUCCGACGCUCCUUCCCUAAACUGAUAUUGUGCUGUAAAUACUAAACUGUAAUACCAUCCUGCUUACACAUGGGGUCACCAGACACUGGAAAAGAAUGGCACCACGCUGUCUGCUAUUGACUAAGUCACCAUCAGUGGUCUUAUUAUCAAUAAAUAUAUAGAAUAACAAA